Molecule: messenger RNA, 2375 nt
Organism: Suncus etruscus (white-toothed pygmy shrew)
Lineage: Eukaryota; Metazoa; Chordata; Mammalia; Eulipotyphla; Soricidae
Gene: CXXC1
Product: CXXC finger protein 1
Exons: 15
Coding region: 89-2098 (669 amino acids)
Biological process (GO): positive regulation of DNA-templated transcription
Cellular component (GO): Set1C/COMPASS complex
Molecular function (GO): DNA binding; zinc ion binding
Source: RefSeq, a predicted model, not a curated record
CAACGGCCGUGGACGCGGCGACCGUGGACGCCGCCGAGGGUUGUGCGCGGGGGCGCGGGGCGCGAGCUGGUGCGCCCGCAGCUGGAAGAUGGAGGGGGAUGGCUCGGACUUGGAGCCCCCUGACGCCGGGGAGGACAGCAAGUCGGAGAAUGGGGAGAACGCGCCCAUCUACUGCAUCUGCCGCAAGCCCGACAUCAACUGCUUCAUGAUCGGCUGUGACAACUGCAAUGAAUGGUUUCAUGGGGACUGUAUCCGGAUCACGGAGAAGAUGGCCAAGGCCAUCCGGGAGUGGUACUGUCGGGAGUGCCGAGAGAAGGACCCCAAGCUGGAGAUCCGGUAUCGGCACAAAAAGUCCCGGGAACGAGAUAGCAAUGAGCGAGAUGGCAGUGAGCCCCGGGAUGAGGGUGGAGGGCGCAAGAGACCUGCCCCAGAUCCAGACCUACAGCGCCGGGCAGGGUCAGGGACAGGGGUUGGGGUCAUGCUUGCUCGGGGCUCUGCUUCGCCACACAAAUCUUCUCCUCAGCCCUUGAUGGCCACUCCUAGCCAGCAUCACCACCAGCAGCAGCAGCAGCAGCAGUCGCACCAGCAGCAGCAGCAGAUCAAACGGUCAGCCCGCAUGUGCGGUGAGUGCGAGGCCUGCCGGCGCACUGAAGAUUGUGGCCACUGCGACUUCUGCCGGGACAUGAAGAAGUUUGGGGGCCCCAAUAAGAUCCGGCAGAAAUGCCGGCUUCGUCAGUGCCAGCUUCGGGCCCGGGAAUCGUACAAGUACUUCCCUUCCUCGCUCUCACCAGUGACGCCCUCAGAGUCCCUGCCAAGGCCCCGCCGGCCGCUGCCCACCCAGCAGCAGUCUCAGCCAUCACAGAAGCUGGGGCGCAUCAGGGAGGAUGAGGGGAUAAUGGCGUCAUCAGCACUCAAGGAGCCACCCGAGGCUACAGCCACUCCAGAACCACUGUCAGAUGAGGACCUGCCACUGGACCCUGACCUGUAUCAAGAUUUCUGUGCAGGGGCCUUUGAUGACCACGGCUUGCCCUGGAUGAGUGACACAGAGGAGUCUCCGAUCUUGGAUCCUGCGCUGAGGAAGAGGGCAGUGAAAGUAAAGCACGUGAAGCGGCGGGAGAAGAAGUCUGAGAAGAAGGUGAUGGAGAGGAAGGAAGAGAGAUACAAGCGACAUCGGCAGAAGCAGAAGCACAAAGACAAAUGGAAACACCCAGAACGGCCUGAUGCAAAGGACCCUGCUUCCUUACCGCAGUGCCUGGGGCCUGGCUGUGUGCGCCCUGCUCAGCCUGGCUCCAAGUAUUGCUCAGAUGACUGUGGCAUGAAGCUGGCAGCCAACCGCAUCUAUGAGAUCCUCCCGCAGCGCAUCCAGCAGUGGCAGCAAAGCCCCUGCAUUGCAGAGGAGCAUGGCAAGAAGUUGCUUGAACGUAUUCGCCGUGAGCAGCAGAGUGCCCGCACACGCCUUCAGGAAAUGGAGCGCCGAUUCCAUGAGCUAGAGGCUAUCAUCGUGCGUGCCAAGCAACAAGCUGUGCGUGAAGAUGAGGAGAGCAAUGAGGGUGACAGUGACGAUACAGACCUGCAGAUCUUCUGCGUCUCCUGCGGACACCCCAUCAAUCCACGUGUUGCCUUGCGCCACAUGGAGCGCUGUUAUGCCAAGUAUGAGAGCCAGACGUCCUUUGGGUCCAUGUACCCCACACGCAUUGAAGGGGCCACACGACUCUUCUGUGAUGUCUACAAUCCUCAGAGCAAGACUUAUUGUAAACGGCUCCAGGUGCUGUGCCCCGAGCACUCACGAGACCCCAAAGUGCCAGCAGAUGAGGUAUGUGGAUGCCCCCUUGUGCGUGAUGUCUUUGAACUCACGGGUGAAUUCUGCCGCCUGCCUAAGCGCCAGUGCAACCGUCACUACUGCUGGGAGAAGUUGCGGCGAGCCGAAGUGGACCUCGAGCGUGUGCGUGUGUGGUACAAGCUUGAUGAGCUCUUUGAGCAGGAGCGCAAUGUCCGCACAGCUAUGACAAACCGGGCAGGCUUGUUGGCCCUGAUGCUGCACCAAACCAUCCAGCAUGACCCGCUUACUACGGACCUGCGCUCCAGUGCUGACCGCUGAGCCUCAAGACCCAGAUGUUCUCACAUCCUGCAUUCCAGUCUGGGACUUCUCCUGAAUCCGUUUGUCAGUUCUGCUGUUCAUAUUUCUCCGAUUGUCUCUGAGUUUCUUCCUGUGCCCACCACAAUUUGACUGCUUCUCUGCCCUUCCUCGAGGGUCUUGGAACUUCUGCCUAUCUUGUCUAGCCCUCUUCAUUCUCUGUGCCUGGGUGGAACUGUGGAGGCCACUCACCUUUGCUUCCCUUCCCCCUGGUUUUGUUAAUAAAAUUUUGAAGACUUAA